This is a messenger RNA of Cuscuta epithymum, 1501 nucleotides long. NCBI's taxonomy places the organism in Eukaryota, Viridiplantae, Streptophyta, Magnoliopsida, Solanales, Convolvulaceae. The record is from the annotation of a GenBank genome assembly.
CGAUUCCUUUCGUUAAAUUACUUUGGCUCGGCGUUCUCCGUCGCUAUGCCGUGCCAAUAGCGAAAAAAACGUUGGCCAAAUUACCCAGGCACGGUAAUUUCCGAGCCAACUCUGGACGUAUAUAAGUAAAUUUUGUGGUCUUAGACACACCCUAAAAUCGUCUCCUCUGUUUGCCUGAGGUUGCUGUUCUUCUCCAAAUUCGGUCCGAGGUUGCUUUUGUUUCAGGAUGUCUGCUAGCAGAGGGAGCUUUAGCUCUUUCAAUUCAGGCAGAGGUCGAGGUAGGGGAAGGGGUGCAGCCACCCAAAAUUCGGGCCAGAACUCUCAUGUGAAUGAGUCUGUUGAGUCCGUCCAUUCAAGAAAUUCUGGUGCCGAGCAAGAUACUGGAUUUACUUAUGAGCCUGAACAAUCACAACCCAAAAUUUGGAUCCGACCUUCUCAGAUUCGGAGUAAUCCUACUGUCCUAGACGCCAUCAUUGAUACGAUAACAUCAAAUUAUCAUGGGCCUUGGCACUCCUUCAAGCAUGCUGAAUCUAAGAAUUCCAACAGAUGGUGGCGUUUGUUUGAGCAAAAAUAUCGGUGGGAACCCCACCAUGGAGCUGCUAUAAAAAAGAAGUUUGGUUCUCGUGGAUCCGAAUGGUUUAGUAAAAAUAUAGGCCGAGCUAGACGUGAGAACACGAAGCCAAAUUGGGUUGCUGAAAGAGAUUGGUUGGUUUUGAAAGAGUAUUGGGCUAGUGAUGCUUUUAAGAAAAAAAGUAUAGCAGGUAAAAAAAAUCGCAACACUGAUGCAGCUAAAGAAUCACAAUAUCGUGGAGGGCGCAUUCCAGUCACGGCUCAUGUGGCCAAAAUGACUGAGAGUUUAAAUCGGCCACCAUUGAAAAUUGAGGUGUAUGAGAAGGUUUAUGUGCCCAAGAACGGUGAUCUGCCUGCUCGUGUUGUCGAAACCCGGAAUAAGUACAAUGAAAUGAAGGCCGUUGCUGAAUCUAAAGGGAAGUCCUAUGAUAAAGACGAUUCGGAGUUGUUUUGCAAAGUUGUCCCGAAGUAUAGAGGGCGCCGUUAUGGUACCGGGUCAGAAGCUGAAUCACUUGAAAGCGUUGAUGGCCCUAGCCGUGUCUGUGGGACAACUCAAGAGGAAAUAGAUCAGCGUAUUCGGGAGGAGGUUGAAGCUCGCUUUGCGCAGCACAAGCAGCAGGUUCAAGCUCAAAUGGCUGCUCAAAUGGCCUCGAUGUCUGGAGCGUUUAUGGCUUAUAUGGAGCAAGUGCGCAGCAGCAACCCUUCCAUCCCGUUGCCCGACUUUUCUGGUUUUCGAACCCCGACUUUGGUGCCCACGAACGGCUUCAACGGUGAUUCUAACUUUCUGGUUUUCUUAUGAAAACUUUCUGGACAACCUGUUGUGAUUUUGGACAUUUGGUGCUAGUUUUUGGACAAUUGACUAUGUAGCUGUGAACUAAUUUUGAAAGUCUUAUUUCUGGUUGUUUGACUUUGACUUGCUUUUGUUUCUGCA